Molecule: messenger RNA, 2071 nt
Organism: Ipomoea triloba (trilobed morning glory)
Lineage: Eukaryota; Viridiplantae; Streptophyta; Magnoliopsida; Solanales; Convolvulaceae
Exons: 6
Coding region: 739-1692 (317 amino acids)
Source: RefSeq, a predicted model, not a curated record
GAGAGUGUUUUCGCGUGGAGUAAACGUACUUGAGAAGUUUAAAUACUCUCUCUCUAAUCUCUAUCUCUCUCGCUUUCUCUUUCUUCUCUCUACUCUCUCAUAGAUUGCGCAAAAUUCGCGGUGUCAUUUUCCCGGAAAAACUCAGACGACACGGUUCAGUUACCAUUGUAUUCGAAGACAAGUCUUUCGUUUUUCUCCAGCUUGAGUUAUCUUCAAGGGAAAAUUUGGGCUUCUCACUUGACUUGUGGGUUCAGUUCAGAUAAUCUUGCCGGAAUCUUGGAUUUCCGAUCGCCGGAAUGUCGUUUCAACUCACUCACUAGAGAGCGACGCUACAAAUUACUGAUUUUUUUUUAUUUGUUCUUUUUUAAAACAUAAAGCCAAGAGUUGCGAUUUUUGGUAAAUAGUUUUCCAAUAUUUAAAAAAAAAAAAAAAAAAAAAAACUAGCUUCUUCUCCUUUUCUCUCGUCGUCCAUGUAUAUAGACUGAUAGAAUCCCGUAAAUUUCUCGUUCACUUUCUCUUCCUUCACCAAUAAUUUUUUUUUUCCUAAUUUUUCCUCGCUGUUUUUGGGGUCCUCUUCUUCGUGUCCUCUGUUCUUUCUUUUGGUUUCCUCUGUUUUGCAGAGCUUGAAGAGAGAGAAAUUGCGUCUCUCUUUCUCUCUCUCUCUCUCUCGCUCUUUCUCUCUCAUAUUCUGCGCUUUCUCCUUUGUAAUUUUCGCGUGUGGUUUGUCGCUCAAGAUUCAUGGCAGCAGUGGACAGGGGCUCAAUGGAAUCGAACCUCGACAGCUUUCUGUAUUGCACCACCCCCGGAGUUUCUUCUCAGUUUUUAGCCAAGGGUGAGGUUAGGAACUUUAAUAGGCUUUGGCUUCCAUGGGACAGAGAGAGGGUUGAAUACUUUACAUUGGCUGAUCUUUGGAGUUGUUAUGAUGAAUGGAGUGUAUAUGGUGCUGGGGUUCCUAUCAGAUUGAACAAUCAUGAAACUUUAGUUCAGUAUUUUGUGCCUUACCUCUCUGCAAUUCAAAUAUUUACCAGCACUUCCUCUGUAAAUUGUAUAAGGGACGAGAGUGAUUCUGCCUGUGAGACGAGGGAUUCGUUUAGUGAUUCGUUCAGUGAUGAAAGCGAGAGUGAAAAGCUCUCUAGAUGGGAUGGCUGUUCCUCGGAAGAUGGUUUGUAUGAGCAGGAUGGCCUCUGGCAACUGAAUGAUAGAUUGGGCUACCUUUACUUCCAGUAUUUCGAGCAAUCUGGUCCCUAUGGAAGAGUUCCUCUCAUGGAUAAGAUUAAUAGCUUAGCCCAACGGUACCCUGGAUUAAUGUCACUAAGAAGUGUAGAUCUUUCUCCUGCGAGUUGGAUGGCAGUUGCUUGGUACCCUAUAUAUCACAUUCCCAUGGGAAGAACCAUUAAGGACUUGUCCACCUGCUUUCUUACGUUCCACACCCUUUCCUCUUCUUUUCAAGAUAUGGACAUCGAAGAUGACUUGGGGAAUGCGAUUAAAAAGUCGAAGGCACAAGGUGCCAUCCCUCUCCCACCGUUUGGCCUAGCAUCUUAUAAGAUGCAAGGUGAUGUUUGGGUCUCCGACAAGAGUGGUAGGGACCAAGAGAGGAUGGUGUCACUAUUGAGCGUAGCGGAUUCGUGGCUAAAGCAAUUGGGGGUCCAACACCAUGAUUUUAACUACUUCAUGGGCAUGCGCCAUGGCUGAGGGCAAAGACGAACUGACUUUUUAGAAGCCUCGUUUGGGCGGGCUCUCACUUGAUCUUUUCCCCUUUCGGUUUUGUUUUUGCUUGAAAGUAGUACAUAUAUGGCCAUCGUCGGAUUAGGUUUUUACUGCAGGCCGGCAUCUUUUUUCUUUCUUGUUUUUUUGGUUAUUCGGUGUACUGUAUUCGCAAGCUGAUGACUGUUUAUGAAACUUAGGGUUUGAGGUCUGGGAAUGUGUAUAUAGGGAUGAAGAUUUAUGUAAUAUGUUUGAGAUGGACAGAGAGAGGCAAUUUGGCCAUGACUUUGAUGUAGUAGUGGUGCACUGAGAUUGUGACAAUGACAACUUGUAAUGCACGCUUUUGCAACCAUCUUCUUUUCUACAA